AUGGCCUCGACAUCCUUUAGAGACUCGAUGAACUCGUUGGGGUGGUCGCGUCGUGAAUCCGACUAUCCGGCAACCACGUCACAGUCGACCGGAUUGCUGUCGUCAAUGAAAUCGCUUAAUCCCUUUGGAGACCGUGGAUAUGUGCAACUACCCACGACCGAGGGCCCCGGCGCUCCCCUGCCGGCGAGCAACCGUCGUGAUGAAGAGGAAGGCUGGUUUGUCCUGAGUCGUUGGGACCGUCUGCUGAUAUUCGGUGCCUGCAACCUGGGCGCUCUCGCCUGCUUCGUUCUCUGCUUCGCCCUCUGGCCGAUUCUUAUGGCCAAGCCCCGGAAAUUCGUAAUCCUAUGGUCAUUCGGCUCAGUCCUCUUCCUCUCCUCCUUUGCGGCCAUGAUGGGACCUAUGGCGUAUGCGAAGCAUCUGACCUCUGGGACUCGAUUACCCUUCACUGCGGCAUAUUUUGGAUCAAUUGCGUUGACUAUAUACUUCUCGAUCGGUCUUCAAAGUACAAUCCUUACCCUGAUCUCUGCCAUCAUCCAGAUUGCAUGCCUUACAUGGUACUUGGUCAGUUACUUCCCAAUGGGCUCGAGUGGCCUUCGCCUCGCGGCAUCUUUUGGCGGCCGGCGUGCUGCUGCUUGGGUGACCGGCUAG
Molecule: messenger RNA, 648 nt
Organism: Anthostomella pinea
Lineage: Eukaryota; Fungi; Ascomycota; Sordariomycetes; Xylariales; Xylariaceae
Source: the annotation of a GenBank genome assembly